AUGAAUAACCGUGGUCAAGGAAUAAAGAAUUUUUCAACUGCUAACAGAGAUCAAAUGACGGCUGACAGGGCAAAUGUUGAAGAUGGACGAUAUUUCGCCUGUUCUAAUCUCGAUAAUCAACUCACCUCUGACUAUUCGCGCAUUGCAAACUACACUGCUCAAAGACCCGAGUUUUAUAACUCCAAAAAGGGCAAGAAAAAUCAGAGACUCAUAUAUGUAGCAGCUGCGUGUGGAGCCAGUUUUCUUCGAUUUUCACGUCGAAGCACCAUGCACGGUUUAAAUCAUCUAUCUCAAGCCAGAACAGCUCAAAGACGUCUUUUUUGGCUCUGUAUCUCCAUUGCAGCCCUAUUUGGAUUUUUCUUUAAUAUGUUCUUCCUCGUUGAAAAGUAUGUUCAAGUCCCAGUCCUCACAAAUGUUCUCCAUGAUUCGGAUAAUUUUAUAUACCCAGAUGUAACAUUUUGUACCAUCAAUCCGAUUUACUUCCCACCUGAAGGUACCACUGAAUUUGAACGAAUGAGUUCAGCAAUCGAGAAGUUUAAAGAAUUUAAGAGGAGUAAUCACCCUCAUGUACAUCGGCUAGAAUUAGCAGAUUACCUUUUUGUUGAAAGGAAUACUUACUAUGUUCAUCCGAAAUGGCUUACCAUUGUUGAGUGCCAAUAUAUGCAGACCCCGUGCUCGUACAAGCAUUUUGAUGAAAAAAUUCUUUGGCCUUAUGGUGCUUGUUACACCUUCAAUGCUACAAAAAUGUUAAACAAUAUGACUCGUGAGAUUAUAACGCGAAAUCGAUUCAAUCGAUUUCGACCUGAUUUUAAGAUAAUUGUGUACAAAGCUCUAGAUAUGCCGGAGAAAUUCCGCAUGGAUCCACAUGGAAGCGUUAAUGUGCCUUCUGGAGUUCUCCUAAUGAUACAUGAACCUGGAACUUAUCCCCAUAUUGGUCAUAGCAGUAUUGUAGAUGAGUGUACGCAGAUUGAACUAAGAAUGACAUAUGUGAAACAUUUAGCAAAGCUUGGUAAAUGUGUCCCUGAAAGGGAAUAUAUUUCUUAUGUCAAUACGGCUACGAACAAAUCCCAAAUCUUCCUCUCAUCUCAACCCGAUUGUCUUGACGCCGCUGUCCAAACAGCUUUAGCAGAAAAUUGCGGAUGUCAAAUGCAUACUAUGCCAGUGAUGUAUAAAUAUCACCAUUUACCAUUCUGUUUCUCCGAUGCUCUCAAUUUCACUUUUAUAGAGAACUGCUUUAGUAACGUCGCAAACACAGUUGACAGAAAACACUGUUUCCGGGACGUCUGUGAGCAUUUCACAAUCGAUCGUGUUGUGGCCCAUGCAAAAUUUCCAGCCAUUGAAGAGAGGCAUACGUAUUACAAUUGGCUUCAUUUAUUAGCUCGAUUGGAAGAAAGGGAGGAAGCGCAGUAUAAAGGGAAAUCCGAUAUUGCUAAACUUGCCUUAAAUGCUGAUUUUACCGUAAAUCCUAAUUUGACUAUUAAAGAAGUUCUCGUCUCUGGAAAUACAUCUCUUCUGAAUCUUGAUUUUGUAAAUAGAAAUUUCAUGAUGCUCCGAAUAGUUCCAGCGAGUCUAUUUAUGGAUCGUGUGGAAGAAACAGAGGAGUAUCCUUUCAGUCGACUUUUAAGCGAUAUUGGUGGUUGCGUAGGCUUAUGGAUUGGAGCAAGUCUUAUCACUCUUUUUGAAUUCGCUGACUUAAUCUUGGAUUGCGUGGACCUAGGCAAUAUUGGCUUUCCAAAUGUUGAUGAGCUUCCUGCACAUGACUAUCCGAAGUCCAGGCCAAAAUUUAUUAAUUCUAAUGAGAAAGGGCUUUCUGUAUGUGAGAAGAGCAAUCUUUUACAAUCAAACCAAACACUGCCGACGUUACCUCAAACAGCUACCAACGAAGAGCUUCUCAUACAUCAGUCGAAAGAUCAGACUGUAAUUGGAAACGAUCAAAGCCAUCCGGAGAUUGGAAAUAACGUGACGUCGGUUAAAAUGAUCCCCCUUUUCUACCUCCCAAAUCAUCAAUUUCAGGAGCAAAAACAGAAUAGUCCUUGCAUGAAAAUGUCAAACCCAGUGUAA
This is a messenger RNA of Rodentolepis nana, 2061 nucleotides long. Lineage: Eukaryota; Metazoa; Platyhelminthes; Cestoda; Cyclophyllidea; Hymenolepididae. The record is from the annotation of a GenBank genome assembly.